Xiphias gladius (swordfish) is the source of this 2155-nucleotide messenger RNA. RefSeq lists its product as uncharacterized. Bases 512 to 2035 code for a protein of 507 amino acids. The transcript is spliced from 3 exons. The record is from RefSeq and is a predicted model, not a curated record. Lineage: Eukaryota; Metazoa; Chordata; Actinopteri; Istiophoriformes; Xiphiidae.
CACGUUCGAACCGACAAGAUAAAGUCGUUUCAUUGAGAUGAGCUGCUUAAUGCACAGGUUUUAUGACACAGAGAUCUCAGCACCGUUUGUGUUCAUGUGUUUCCCGUCUCCAGGGGAAACAGUUUCAACCUCCAGGAUUCACUACAUUUCCCAGAAUGCCUUUCCACAACUGUCAGAGAACUGCAAAGAAAGUCAAAUUGUACGAGAAAACAUAAAUUAAGUUCUGCUGACAGUUGGGAUGUUGCUCGGCAGCCCUCACCUGUCGGAGGACGUGAUUGGUGGAUCUGCUGUUGCUUAGGGACAGAUCAAUGUAUUUUUAUCCUCCAUCGCUAUAGAAACAAAAGCUGCUGAGGAUCUUUCUCACACCUUUAAAAAUAGACGACGACAUGUGAUGACAUCAGAGAGCACAGAGUCUGCUGCAGGAGCUCAAUAACUGAUCAACAUGUCAGAGACAGUUACCUGUGGAGAGGAGCAAUUUCUGUAAAACCAAACGCCAAUCAGCGUGGUUGCUAUGGAAACUGGGGCGGUACAGCAGCUCGGUGUUUCCUCUCCUCUCUCACAGAAACAGACCCGAGCAGCGAACAGCAACAGGAUCCACAUUCAGGUUCCCAGCCGUUUAAUCUCAGCAGCAGAUGGUUCAGCAGCGCCUGAUUGUGGACAGAAGAGCUUAAACGCCAUCGGGAAGUAUAAAAACCAUUUAGCCUCACCGUGGAGACAGACCAUGGCGACAGCGGACGGAGAGGACAUCAAGCGAGGAGAGAAAGUCGGUUUGAAGAGAAAACUGACCGGUCCUCCGAGGCUGCUGUUGGGAAAAACCAGGACCAGGAGCAUUGGGGAGGACAGAGCUGAGGCUUGGACUAAAAGAGACAGAGACAAAACCUCCCAGAAAAACUCAGCUGCUGCUGCAGAGAAUGAAACGGCCGAGCUGACUGAAAGUCCCAACAUGGAGGAGGAAGUUUUAUCUGACGUAAACGUAGAGGGCUGCAGGGGGCGCUGUGAGGACACAGGUGAGGACGACGACAUCAGAAACAGGAAGGUAAGCAGACGCAGGUGGUGGAGGAGGUUCUCCUCAGCGCCCCUUUGUAUCAGGAGGCAAAACAGCAACGUGGAAGAAAGUUCAGAGAAGCAGCCACAUCAUCAGGAGGCAGACGCUGGAGAAGAAAACAGCAAGAGUGUCUCUAAAGCGAGGAAGAGGUUUAACCUGAGGUUCAGGACUUCCUCCAAUGUCCACACUCACGAGCAGAGGAAAGACGCAGACGAACCUUCACUGACCUUCCAGAAAAAACUGAGAAAAUUCUUCACCAAAGGAGGGAGGAGCAGAUCAUCAGGUCUGGCUGCGGAAAACAUGGAGGACAUGAUGAGGAUCGAGGAGGCCACCCGGUUGCCUGACGAACUCAUGAGCGAUGGCACCGAUCGGAGUCCGGAGGCUGUGACGGUCACGGCUGAGAUGGACGUCGAGCUGACUGAAGAUCGAGUCACGGCAGAGAGUCCAGAAGAAUCACCAGUGGAAGUCACCAAGAAGGAUCUGACUGCAGACGGAUCGGAGACGAUCCAAAUAGACAGCGAGGUUGUUCAAGUCGCCGAAGACACAGAUGAGGUUCCUGUUGAAGAUUUGAUCGAGAUCGAGUCUCCAGAGAGAGACGAGGUUUUCUCCCCCGAAGUGCUCCUGGACCUCGAUGAUCAUCUUUCAGUCUGGACCGUUUCAUCUGAGGAGAAGAUGGAUCAAACCACCUCCCAGUCUCUUCAUCCAACAACUAACGGACCCUCUAUCCGGAUCGAGCUGGUUCCUCCAGAUGACGUCACUCUGGAGGAUGCAGAGGAGGAGGAGUGCUGGGUGGGUAGCUCCUCCUCAGAGAACCAGAGCCACCUCCUCCUCCUUCUCGGCUGCGACCACGGCGAGCGGCAGCUGCUUCAGACAGCUCGCUCUCUGGUCCGAGCCGCCAUGAACGCUGCCGUGGAUCAGCUGACCAGAGAACAGCAGAGCGGAUCAGACUGUGUUCACAGAGAACCGCAGGGCUGCAGAGAUCACGCCUGACAUCUGGUCUCAGAGAAGAAGAACGCUGCUCUGAGGUUUACUAAACUCUAACCUGAGCUGCUGAGGGCUCCACACGAAAUGACGAUUAAAUCAGAAAGUUUGAAACAACUGAUCAGAACA